This is a messenger RNA of Penicillium argentinense, 1095 nucleotides long. Its product is annotated as threonine aldolase family protein. Lineage: Eukaryota; Fungi; Ascomycota; Eurotiomycetes; Eurotiales; Aspergillaceae. Gene Ontology annotation, biological process: L-threonine catabolic process; glycine biosynthetic process. Gene Ontology annotation, cellular component: cytosol. The transcript has a single exon. The record is from RefSeq and is a predicted model, not a curated record. The coding region runs from base 1 to 1095 and encodes 364 amino acids. Gene Ontology annotation, molecular function: L-allo-threonine aldolase activity.
AUGCCGUCAACAAGCCUCUGCCAAGACGAGGCCUGCCCACCAUACAGUCUUAUGGACGACUACAGCGAGGGAGCUCAUCCACAAAUCCUCGAAGCUCUAUUGCGGACAAAUUCAACCCAACAAGUUUCUUACGGAAACGAUGAAUACUCUGAUGUGGCCAGACGAUUGAUUCGGCAACGAAUCGACUGCGCUGAAGACGAGGCAGAUAUUUUCUUUGUCCCUAGUGGGACUUCCGCAAAUUUGAUCUCUAUCGCCAGCUGCUUGCGACCCUACGAAGCUGUCAUCACUGUGGACUCCGGCCAUAUCGCCUGCAAGGAGGCGGGGGCAAUUGAAGCCACUGGCCACAAGCUUAUUCUGGUUCCCGCUGUUGACGGCAAGAUGACGACAACCAACCUGCAAAAAGCUAUACAGCAAAAUCAGUUUUUCCCGCACAUGGCCAAGCCACGGUUGUUGUAUUUGUCCAAUGCUUCGGAGACUGGCACCGUAUACACCAAGCGCGAACUGAGCAGUCUGUCUGCGUUGUGCAAGCAAUUGAAUCUUGUACUUCUGAUGGAUGGUGCGCGAAUCGGAACCGCGAUGUGCUCCAAGAAGAACGACAUGACUCUGCACGAUAUUUUUGAAUAUACCGACAUUUUCUGGAUUGGUGGCACCAAGGCGGGUGCGCUCAUGGGAGAAGCAAUUGUCGUCAAGAAGGCCAUUGCAGAAGGCUUCGUGUUCCAUCUCAAGCAACACGGUGCUUUGCUGGCCAAGGGUCGAAUAAUGGGUGUGCAGUUCAUGGAACUGUUCAAGGAGAACCUGUUUUUCACAUUGGCUACACACGCCAAUAACAUGGCUGAGAAGAUCUCUGGCAAUUUCGAAGAGUUGGGAUAUCAACUGGCUGCGGAGACGGAGACGAAUCAGGUGUUUAUCACCAUGCCCCAGAAGCUUGCUCAAAGGCUGCAGGACCGAUUUAGAUUCUAUAUUUGGGACCAGUUGGAUGAUGGACAAGUUGUUGUGAGGAUUGUCACGUCGUGGGCUACGGACGAGUUGCAGGUCGACAAGUUCAAUGCGUGGGUGCGAGAGUGGACGUCGGCGACGAAAGAAUUCGCCACUUAG